AACAUAACCUCUCUUUUUGUUUGACAUGUCACAAAAAGACGUGUUCGACGUGUUUAUAUUCCACUAGGAGUGUUUUAACAAAAAAAUAAUAGUUUUAAAUAACGUACAGUUCUGAAUUAUUUUAUUAUUUAAAGAAAAAAUAAUGACGUCAGUUACUGCUUCAAUUGAAAGUGAAACUACAAGUGAGAAUUUGUUAUUAUCUGAGGACGAAACUGAUGAAAUUACGUUGAAUUUCUCGGAUACUAAUAAUGAUGUUUCACUGCCAUCGGAAGAAAGUUCGGAAAGCAAUGAAAAAAAGAAUAAAGAAGAAAAUAACAGCAAGAAAAACAGUGAAAAAUUAGAUUCACCUAAAAGUGAUAAUUUUAGCGAAAGCCUAGAAAUAAAUUCAAAAAAGCCGACGAACGAUGAAACAAAUUUAGUCUCUGAAAAUGAAACUAACGAAAAAAUACCAGAAAAUUCAUUGAAAUCUCAAAAAUUGAACGACGAAAAUAAAAAUAAUGAAAAUAUUCAUAAAAAUUCACAGGAUACAACAAAAUUAUCCAACGAUAAUGAAAACAACGGAAAAAUUCAAGAAAGCAAAGAAAAUUCACUGUCUCCACCAAAAUUAUCCCACGAGAAAGAAAGUAUGUCGAAAAUUCGAGAAAAUGAAGAAAAUUCACAAGAUUCUGAAAAGAAUCCAAAGGAUUCCCAAGAAACAGAAAAUAACGAUGAGAAAAUUGAAGAAAACGAAAAAAAUCAUCUUGAAUUGAAUAAAAAUAACGACAACGACGAUGACGAUGAAGAUGAUGAUAAUUUUCAAAAUUUUAAAUCAAAUAGAAAAUCGUCGCAAACGAGUGGAAAAAGAUUUACCCUCAUUGAUAGCGAUUCAGAGGAUGAUAAUGAUAUUUUCAUUUCGAAAAAGUCGACUAAUGAUGAGACAAAUUCUGUCUCUGAAUUGUCAAUAAAUUCAAAUUCAGAAAUAAAAUCGAAAUCUAGAUUAACAAAAAUUUUUGAUUCCGAUUCCGAUGAUGAUGUUGAUAGUAAUUCGAGUAAGAGUAUUGCGAAAAAAAAAUCCGUGAUAAAGGAGAAAAAAAAGUCUUUAUUGGAUUCUGAUUCUGAAAGUGGGUCAAGAAAAUCGUCAGAUGAUGAGAAUGAUGAAAAAUUCGGUGAGAAGAGAAGAAAUUCGAAAAAGGUGAUAAAGGAGAAAAAAAAGUCUUUAUUGGAUUCUGAUUCUGAAAGUGAGUCAAAAAAAUCGUCAGACGAUGAGAAUGAUGAAAAAUUUAGUAAGAAGAGCAAAAAUUCGAAAAAGGUUUCAAAAGCAAGGAAAGAUUUAAUCGAUUCCGAUAAUUCUGACUCCGAUGGCAAUUCAAGUAACAAAGAAUAUUCGACUGAAAACCAUGAAAAUAAAGCAGAAAAAGUACAGGAAAAAAAGAGAAAGGGAACAGUGAGAGCCUCGAAAGAUGCGGCGAUGCAACAAAUUUACAGCGAAUCACAAAGACUAGUGAGAGAAUCGGAAAUUUCUCUUCCCUAUCAUCGACCGAAACAACGAACCCUUCAAGAAUUUCUUAAUCGAAAAAAAAUCACUGCAGCUCUACCAAAAACAUUGACAACGGCGGCAAAAGUAAAAAUGUUCGAUGACAUUAUUAUAAAAGCCGUCGAGGAAAAAGAAAAAGAAGCCGAGGAAUUUUACAAAUCCUCCGAUUCAGAGGAUGAAACCGAAGAAACUAUGGAAAAUUCAGAGAAAAUCAACGAAAACACUCCAAUGGAUUGUGACCUUUUCCCCCCUUCAAUCAUAAUGAAUGAAAAUCAACUCGAAAACAAUGAAACAGAAAAUAUCGAAAACAACAAAAAUUUAAACCUUACCAACAAAACAGAAGAAACAAAAAAUUUUGAUUUUAACGAAAAAAGUAAAGAAAACGAAAACAUAAAUGCUAUUGAAAUGGAAAAUGAUAAUGAAAAAGAAAAUGAAAUUCCUUCCGAUGAAAAUGAAGAAAAUUCACCAAAAUCCAAUGUCAAUGAAAAUAUUUCUCACGUGACACGAAAAUUAUUCGCUAACGAAACGGAAAAUGGGGAAAAUUCUAAAAAACCUGAUGGCGAUGAGGAGAAAAUAAAAAAUACAAAUGAUAAUAAUUCAGAAUCAAUGGAAAUUGAUACAAAUGAUUUUGAAUUACAAUUUUCUGUUAAUGACUUUGACACCGAAUUAAAUAUCAAAGAUCUUGAAUUCCCAAGAAAACAAAUUCCGAUUGAAUUAAAAUCACAAAAUUCAAUGAAAGACGAUGAAAUUUCGGAAAAUAAAAAUUCCCAAACAAGUGAAAAUUCAUGUCCUUCAAAUUCAAUUUUAAUUGAUGAAAAUCUCCCAAUUCAAGGAAAUUGUUCAACUAAUUCAAAGACUUCGACUAAUUCAAAAUCGGAGAUUGAUUCAAAUUGUGAGACUAAUUCAAAAUCAAUAAUUGAUUCAAAUUGUGAGACUAAUUCAAAAACUGUGAUUGAUUCGAAUUUGUUGAAUGAUUCGUUAAAUGAUUCGAAUUCUGGUUUUGAGGACAAUUUAGUUGAUGAUUCGAUUUUGUUAGAUUCUCCUUCUUCGAUUGCUGAGAAAGAAAAAACGGAAGAUGAAGAACUUGAUGAUGUAAUUUUAAGAGGACACGUUCUCGGUUUACCGCCGCCAAGCGAGGAGGAUAGAAUUAUUAAAAAAAAUUUGAUUAAAGAAGAACUUUUGUCCCGAUUUCUUAAUGUUACACCAACACUACAAGGAUCGCCAGGAACGACAAUUGAAUUAUCUGAGGAGAAAGAUCACAAGGGUGUUAAAAAUUUAGUCGACAGAUUUAUGCGCCAUUCAAACACUCACAAAAUUGAGGAAAGUUCGGAUGUUAAAAUCAUUCACACGGAAGUAACACCCGAGGGUUUGAAAAUUACCGAACAGAUUCUUCCGUAUACAAAUUCGAAGCCAACCGAGGAGUCGGAGUUAAAUAAACCAGGAGCGAAAUUAUAUCAACUACGUGAGCAAUUGCAGCAGCAGAUAUUCAACAAGAGAAACGAGGAAUGGCGUCAAAAGGAGGAAGAGGCGUCAAAAUUGUUCGAGGGGGAAUUUGACGAUGAAGAAAUGGAACCCGAGGAUAAAGAUAAUGAGAAGGGGGAAAUUGACGACGAGGAGAGUGCGGAGAGUGAACCCGAGGAGAAUGAUGUCAUCUUGAAGGAGACGAAAAAGUCAAAAUUCGAGUUUGCUGACGAUGAGGCUGAGGUCAGUGACGAGGAGAAUCGGUUUGAUGAUGAUGAGGAGGAAGAAAAAGAAGAAGAAGAAGAAGAAAAUGAAGAAGAAGACGAAGAGGAAAAAGAAGAGGAGGAAGAAGAAGCAGAAGAAAUAGAGGCAGAAGAAAAAGAAAAAGAAGAAGAAGAGGAAGGAGAAAAAGGAGACGAUGAGGAAGAAGCAGAAGAUUUAAAAAAUUCUGACGAAGAAAACGAGAACGACAGUCAACCGAAGAAACUACGACGCAUCACCACCGCGUUUCAAGACGAUUCCGAUCAAUCCGAUUCAGAAGAAACAAAAAAUCCCCCAAAAAUCACCUCUAAAUUCCAACGGACAAAAACAGACGUCGAUAUGUUUGACGAUUUGAGCGGCGGCGACGACGACAACGACGACUUUUCAAGUCCAAUUGAAUUAAAUCCCAUGAAAGACGACGAUUCAGAAAGUCAAACACAAUCAACACAAAAGCAUUCAAAUUUAAUCACACCAACAACUCAAUUGUCAAUUUUCCAAAAGCAAUUGUCCCCAGAACUACUCAGCAAUGUCGAAUCACCUUCAACCCAAAAGGAAAAUUUCCCAAAGAAAUUAUUCGCCACACCACUUACAAAUUCCAUCAAUGAUGACGAACUUAUGGAUCUAUGCUCUGGUAAUUUUGCCUCAACUGCUAACGAUCAACCUUCAUCGUCUUUAAUCAAACCACUAAUGAAUCCACUGACAAAUCCAAAAGUCACCGAAUCCCAACUCUUGGAACUUUGCUCCGGAAGUUUCGCCUCUGAAAUUGAUGACAAUUCCCAGGACAUGAAACUAACACUCGAUGAGACGUCGAAAAGUCCGAAAUUAGAAAGCGCGGAGAAAAACGCUAAAAUACAGGAGAGAAAAAAAAUCCUACGUAUCGUUUUUUCGGAUGAUGAUGAUGACGAAAAGGAGGAAGCGAAAAAAAAGAAAAUCACCAAAUUAGUUUUGUCUGAUGAUGAAGAAGAAGGCGAAGGCGAAGACGAAGACGAAGAAGAAGAAGAAUCCGACAUAGAGAACGAGGAAGAAGCGAUCGUCGACUACGACUCCGAAGAGAACGAAGUCCUAAUUCCAAAAGGCGAAAUCGGACAACACGUGGCGAAGAAAUUCUUCGACGCCGAGGCGGAAUUGAGCGAAAGUGAAUGGGGCUCGGAGGAUGAGGACGAGAAGGACUUGGACAAAUUGGAAAAAGAAGCGGGCGACGAUGAUGAAUUUGACGAGGAUCAAGUUCGCAAUCAAUUGGGUAAAAUACACGCCCGACAAGUGCAGGACGACGAUCAGCGUGAAGUGCGACUAUUGCAGGAUAUGCUCUUCGAGGACGGCGACCUCCACACUGAUGGAGCGGGUCGUGAGCGUAAAUUUCGCUGGAAGAAUAUUGACAAUUUAACAUGGGGUGAAACUGCUGGAGCGCAGGCAAACGAUGGUGAAUUAGUUGAUGACAUUCUCGAUGAGCAAAGUGAAUUGGAGCUGCGUAAGCAUCGCUAUGAAAAGGAGAAAUUUCUUCAAAAACAAAAUAUCGAUUCACUUGAUGAUAAUACAAAUGAUGAUUUUAAUGAUAGCGAAAUUUUUAAAUAUGGAUUGAAAGUUGUUAAUACAAUCGUCAAGAAUGAUAGUCUCACCAGUGAGAGUGAAAGUAUCGCAGUUACGAAGGCAAAGAAACCAUUGGCACCGAGUAUUAUUCCCAGUCUUUUGGAAAAAUCGAUACUUAAUAAAUCACCAUCGACGAAGCUUCCAAUACGUGGCUCAUUCCUCGCUCGCGGUGAUGCGACUCUGGCCAGAAUAGCAUCCAUUAUCGAUGAAAAAGAUAAGGUGAUUCGUGCUCCAUUAAACGGGCGGAGAUUUGUUUUUGAACACAUAAGUCCCUCGGUUAAGGACGCUGAAAAAAUUCAAGACGAAGAUGAAUCUUCACCGUCAACGUCGACGAGAAUGUCCCGAAAACGGACAUCGACAUCGGAUUCAACACCAAAAUCGCUUAAGAAAAUGAAAGUUAACUCAGAAUCGACUGGUAAAAAAUUAUUCAGUUAACAUCGAGUGUAAAAAUGUUAUUUAAUUCCCGGGUUUUAAAUUGAUAAAAGAGAUUGUAUAUAUGUUUUAUAAAUAACGAAUUUGAUUUAUA
This is a messenger RNA of Leptopilina heterotoma, 5348 nucleotides long. RefSeq names its product claspin. The record is from RefSeq and is a predicted model, not a curated record. The transcript has 11 exons. The coding region runs from base 143 to 5257 and encodes 1704 amino acids. Gene Ontology annotation, biological process: activation of protein kinase activity; mitotic G2 DNA damage checkpoint signaling; mitotic DNA replication checkpoint signaling. Gene Ontology annotation, molecular function: anaphase-promoting complex binding. Lineage: Eukaryota; Metazoa; Arthropoda; Insecta; Hymenoptera; Figitidae.